AUGGAAUCUUUCAAUCUCCCAGUUACCUCCGACAUUCUUAAACUCAUGUCGCUACCACGAUGUGCUGUCCCCGACAUGAAUUUUGACUACAGCUUACACCAAAAUGUGUCGUGGCCCAAAGCCAAUGACCGGUGGUUCCGAAAGACAAACCUCACGUACGGUUUUCAUCCGGAUGAAGUCGAACAAGACUUCGCCAAAGUGUUCAAAAAUGCAUUCAAGCGGUGGGAGAAUGCCGCAGGGUUUUUGAACCUGACGGAGACAACCUACGACGACGCGGACAUUAAGGUUGGAUUCUACAAUCUCUCUACUGUACUUGUCGGCGACUUGUUUGGCUUGAGCUUGAUAACGGAGAACCCUUCAUCUAGCGUGAAGACAGCUGAGAUAAUUCUCAACGGCGACCUGAUUUGGGCGCUGCCCAAUGAGAAAGGAAACUUGUCGGUGAAGGAUGGAAUUCUGGACUUGGAGAGUGCAGCAAUGCAUCAGAUAGGGCAUUUGCUUGGAUUUGACCACUCUUUCAUGAAUGACUCUGUUAUGUACCCUUACAUUUUGCCAUCGCAGGAACGAAAGGUAGAACUCUCCAAUUCUGACAUGGACAACACUAAGAAACAGUAUGCUAACGUUGACUCUGGCGACGGUGGGUGUUUGGGAGUGCCUUCAAUCACCGCUUUGUUGUCUCUGGGAUUUGCUUACCUGCUUCUUAUGUAUUAA
Molecule: messenger RNA, 708 nt
Organism: Vigna umbellata (rice bean)
Lineage: Eukaryota; Viridiplantae; Streptophyta; Magnoliopsida; Fabales; Fabaceae
Product: metalloendoproteinase 5-MMP-like
Biological process (GO): collagen catabolic process; proteolysis; extracellular matrix organization
Cellular component (GO): extracellular matrix
Molecular function (GO): zinc ion binding; metalloendopeptidase activity
Source: RefSeq, a predicted model, not a curated record